Ostertagia ostertagi is the source of this 495-nucleotide messenger RNA. Lineage: Eukaryota; Metazoa; Nematoda; Chromadorea; Rhabditida; Trichostrongylidae. The record is from the annotation of a GenBank genome assembly.
AUGGCUCUAAUCCUGAAAAUGAUACCUUAUAGGCCGUUUGAUAUUCGUCAGAAAGAGUCGUCGAAUUUCAACAAGAGCUUGUGGCAGUCCUGUAGUGAACUUCACUUGGAAAUGUUGGAUUAUACGGAGAAAUUCAUGCAUGCCUAUCCAGGGACGCCCAAAAUAGCUCAAGUAUGGCCAACGACACUGGCGCACGAAACAAUGAAAGACCUUUAUCAUGCUGAUGAACACUUCCUCAAGUUUUUCCAGAGGAAUCGUGCAAUCAUCGAUCGCUCGUUCGUGUUCUUUGUGGGUGAUCACGGACCGCGAAGAGAGGGUAUAGGCAAGGUUGCGCUCGGUCGGUAUGAAAAUCUCAAUCCAUUUCUCAUCGUUACUAUUCCGUCGUCAUACCGCAAUACUACAUUGCACCAGCAAGUGCGGCAGAAAAAAUUGAAGCUAAUGACACAUUUUGACAUUCACGCUACGCUUAUGGAUAUAUUGAAGGUUUGCAAAUGA